Messenger RNA from Ceratitis capitata (Mediterranean fruit fly), 1153 nucleotides. It is a transcript of the gene TfIIFbeta, whose product is annotated as general transcription factor IIF subunit 2. Gene Ontology annotation, biological process: transcription initiation at RNA polymerase II promoter; transcription by RNA polymerase II. The coding region runs from base 211 to 1032 and encodes 273 amino acids. Lineage: Eukaryota; Metazoa; Arthropoda; Insecta; Diptera; Tephritidae. The record is from RefSeq and is a predicted model, not a curated record. The transcript has 2 exons. Gene Ontology annotation, cellular component: transcription factor TFIIF complex.
CUAUCGAUCACAACUUUUCUGCUUUCACUAUAGGCUGUUCUCAGCUGUUAAGUGAUUUCGGGAUUCCAUCUGAUAGUUUCCAUCUCCUCUAAUACAGAUACAUUGGAGUUUUAUGAAUAUAUUUUGAUACGAUAACAGUAAGAAAAGUUGUUUUGAAUAGUGUAAUAAUAAAAAUCAGCGGCUUGUAUUGUUGAAGGAAAAGUUUACACAAUGUCUAAAGAUGAUAGAGAGUUAGAUUUGUCAAAUGCGGGCCGUGGUGUAUGGUUGGUUAAAGUUCCGAAGUAUAUUGCUCAAAAAUGGUCAAAGGCACCUUCGAAUAUGGAUGUGGGAAAAUUACGAAUUUGUAAGACCCCAGGACAAAAGGCACAAGUCUCUUUAUCACUUACACAAGCUGUUGUUAAUUUAGACCCAGAAGAAAAGAUUCCUACUGAACAUAUAUUAGAUGUGUCAGUGGUCACAAAGCAGACAUUAGGUGUUUUUUCCCAUGUCAUGCCACCAGAGUCCAAUAAUAUUAGUAAUGGAAAAGACAAAGAAACUCAGCCAGUUAGUGAAGCUGAAAAGUUGUAUAUGGAAGGACGUAUUGUACAGAAAUUAGAAUGCCGUCCAAUUGCUGACAACUGUUACAUGCAAUUAAAGUUAGAAUCCAUACGUAAAGCGUCAGUGCCCCAACGCAAGGUUCAACCCAUAGACAAGAUUGUACAAAAUUUCAAGCCGGUCAAGGACCACGCUCACAAUAUUGAAUAUCGCGAAAGAAAGAAAGCAGAAGGAAAGAAAGCUAGGGAUGACAAGAAUUCAGUCAUGGAUAUGCUGUUUAAUGCCUUCGAAAAACACCAGUACUAUAACAUAAAAGACUUAGUCAAAAUAACUAAACAACCCAUUGGAUAUCUUAAGGAAAUACUUAAAGAGGUCUGCGAUUAUAACAUGAAGAAUCCUCACAAAAAUAUGUGGGAAUUGAAGAAGGAAUAUCGCCACUAUAAAACUGAGGAUAAAAAAGAUGAAGAUAAAUUGGCAACGGAGAGUGAUUCAGAUUAGUGUAAAACCAAACAUAUUAAGUUGAAAAAUCUUAUCCAAAUAAAUAUUUGCACCUUCAACUACGGUUAAGGAUUGACUACUGAAAUAUAGAUCCAAUUUGACUUCUAUGCUAACGACAUCA